This is a messenger RNA of Phlebotomus papatasi, 1950 nucleotides long. RefSeq names its product serine/threonine-protein kinase polo (gene polo). Gene Ontology annotation, biological process: mitotic cell cycle; protein phosphorylation; regulation of cytokinesis. Gene Ontology annotation, molecular function: protein serine/threonine kinase activity; protein binding; ATP binding. The coding region runs from base 205 to 1944 and encodes 579 amino acids. The record is from RefSeq and is a predicted model, not a curated record. Gene Ontology annotation, cellular component: centrosome; cytoplasm; spindle pole. NCBI's taxonomy places the organism in Eukaryota, Metazoa, Arthropoda, Insecta, Diptera, Psychodidae. The transcript has 8 exons.
UAACCUGCAAAAGAGCGAGACAAAACGAAGGACUCCAGAGUGCAGCGACAUUUUUAAAAUACAGUUCUUAGUAGAAGAGACGGAAAUCAUUGCCGGCUUGUGUGCCAUUUUUCAUAUAAAUAAGUUUAUUUUGUCGAUUAUUUUAUACGCAAACUUUUGUUGUUGAGUCCCUUAGUAAAUUGAGCUAAUUGUUUUGUGACGAAAAUGUCUGUUGCGCCCAGGAAAAUUGAAAGCAGUACGGCUGAUGAUAUUCCUCUGGAAUUGUAUGAUGCCUCCACGAAAACCAAAUAUCAGCGAGCAAGAUAUUUUGGAAAGGGAGGAUUUGCAAAGUGCUAUGAAAUUAUCGACGUUUCCACCAAGAAAGCAUAUGCAGGCAAAGUUGUGUCGAAGACCUUGAUGGUAAAGGACAGUCAAAAGGAAAAAAUGACUCAAGAAAUAUCUAUUCAUAGAUCUCUGUGCCACAAGAAUGUUGUCCAAUUUCACAGUUUCUUUGAUGAUAAGAUCAAUAUUUAUAUCGUCCUGGAAUUAUGUCAGAGAAGGUCUAUGAUGGAGCUUCAUAAACGCAGAAAGACAAUAACAGACUUUGAAUGUCGUUACUAUAUUCAUCAAAUAUUGCAAGGACUGAAAUAUCUACAUGAUCUCAAGAUUAUCCAUCGUGACAUUAAAUUGGGAAACCUAUUUUUGAAUGAGGAAAUGACGGUGAAAAUAGGAGAUUUUGGUUUGGCCACAAGAAUUGAAUAUGAAGGUGAGAGAAAAGAGACCAUCUGUGGAACACCAAAUUACAUUGCGCCUGAAAUUCUAAAUAAAAAAGGCCAUUCGUAUGAAGCUGAUAUUUGGUCUGUGGGUUGUGUUAUGUACACAUUAUUGGUAGGACGACCACCAUUUGAGACAAAAUCUCUGAAGGAUACCUAUUCGAAAAUCCGAAAAUGCGAAUACAAGAUUCCGAAUGUUUUACGGGCCACUGCUGCUGAUAUGAUUGUGGCUAUGUUGCAACCUCAUCCAUCGAAGAGACCAAGCGUAAACAAAUUAUUCAAUUUUGAAUUCUUAACGGGUAGUGCCAUUCCGCUCUCACUGCCAACAUCAUGUCUCACAAUGCCCCCAAGGGCUGACCAGCUAGAAUACAUGGAUCGUUUAGGAAAUCGCAAACCAUUAUCAAUUAUGAAUGGCAUGACUUACGUUCCCGUGAAGCAAAAACCAAGCCCAUAUAAACCAAGUCCACGGAAAGAACCAAAUAAGAUGGGUCCAUAUCCAAAUGACAAGGCUUAUCAUCGUGAUGUUAAGCAUCUUCAGAGAGAUUUACAAGCACUCCUUACAGAGCUUGACAAAAAACCUAGCAAGACGAAUGUAGUUAUGACAUUGGAGAAUACAGAUCCGGCAUCUCAGCCAUUGUUUUGGGUAUCCAAAUGGGUGGAUUACAGUGACAAGUAUGGUUUUGGCUAUCAAUUGUGUGAUGAAGGUGUUGGCGUUUUGUUCAACGAUGCUACCAAAUUAAUAAUUCUCAGCAAUGGAAUCAAUGUGCACUUCAUCGAUCGAAAUGGAGGUGAAACAUACAUGACAAUGGAACAAUUUCCAUCUGAGAUUGAUAAAAAGAUUAGACUUCUUACAUACUUCAAGCGCUACAUGUCAGAACACUUGGUGAAAACGGGAGCAUCCAAUGUGACUGAAUUAGAUGCCAUCUCCAGAGUGCCACAUUUGUACGCUUGGUUCAGGACACAUUGUGCAGUGAUUAUGUAUCUGACCAAUGGAACUGUUCAGUUGAACUUUUCUGACCACAUCAAAAUCAUUCUAUGUCCUUUGAUGCAAGCUGUUACAGUGAUUGAGCCAGACAAGAAUUUCCGCACAUACACUUUUGCUGCUCUGCUAUCAAGUGGAUGUUCGGCUGAUUUGUUGGAUAAAUUGCGAUAUGCUGCUGACCGACUAAGUGCAUUUUUUGAAGGACAAUAACAUGCU